AUGCCUCCCCGUCACCCCCAUAUCGCAGGAGACUUUGAUAGAUACUUCGGAAACGUAAGCGAUCUCCGAAAUUGGCAACAAUUGUGCGCGGAUGUGAAGAUUCCUGGAGCGCGGCAUUUGAGGAGUAUUAAUGCGUGUAGAAAGGUGGGUUUGAGUGUUGUUCUUGCACUCUCUAACGUCCACGUCAAUAUCUGUCAACUAUUGGAACACUAUGAGACCGGCAUCCCGGUGAAAAUUUUCUCGAGUCAAAAAGAGCUUCUCGCGUAUACGAUUAGGGAAAAAAAGUUUUAUGCAUUGAGUGAGGCGAAGAAAGGGGGGCCGGUUAGGGGAUUGCUUUUUAAGAGGAGAUAG
Molecule: messenger RNA, 351 nt
Organism: Botrytis porri
Lineage: Eukaryota; Fungi; Ascomycota; Leotiomycetes; Helotiales; Sclerotiniaceae
Exons: 2
Coding region: 1-351 (116 amino acids)
Source: RefSeq, a predicted model, not a curated record